This is a messenger RNA of Halichondria panicea, 2349 nucleotides long. Its product is annotated as delta-like protein B. The coding region runs from base 44 to 2035 and encodes 663 amino acids. The transcript has 5 exons. The record is from RefSeq and is a predicted model, not a curated record. Lineage: Eukaryota; Metazoa; Porifera; Demospongiae; Suberitida; Halichondriidae.
AACUGAAAGGUCAACACAUGCUACGCCUCAGGCUAGGCUCAACAUGAAAGCUAAGAUUGUACUACUUUGGAGUUUGGCAGUCUGUGUGUGUAAAAGCUUCCCAUCGGUGAGAGCUGAUUUUGUACUGACAGUCAACUUGGUCAACUACACCAACCCAACCGGACUAUGUGCUGAAUGUGCUAGUGUAAUACCAGUGUGCUGUGAUGAGCUACCAUUCAGAAACACCAACUGUACCAAUACAGGAGAGGAGAGAUGUGACACCAGGUUCCGUUGGGCCAUCAGACCAUUCGGAGCAUCACUGGAGACAAGACCCAGCAUGGGGUACUUCUUCACAGACUGUACAAUGUCCCCCAGCACUUGCCCAUUCAUUGAAAUGAGCAUAACAUUCGGUCAAGGUCCAACAGCACUACUGGGAGUAGCACACAAUCCUCUACCUGUUUCAAGAACAGACUUUAAUGUGUGGACGGGGCGAAUUCAGUUCUUUAUCGAAGCAUUGGACAGCGAACUCCCGAACAUAAUAGACAGUCUGUUGAUUGACCUGGACAACCUCCAACUUGGAGCAGACUUCACAGAGGAGAUGACGUUCACUGGAUUCCACAACAUAUCUCACAUGACCAUGAGUUUCAGAGUCGAGUGCUCUCCUGGUUUCUGUGGACCUGACUGUACCACCACACAUCAGAAAAAUCCACAAGUGGCGACAUGUCAAGAUGAUGGCACUCUAAGAUGUACUGAUAAUCGAUUAGACCCUUCACCUCUUGUAGCCUGCAGCGACUGCCUCUACAACCUGGAUAUUACUACUGGCUGCUCCACUUGUGUACAGACCAACUAUGACCCAACCACCAAUUGCACAGCCUGUCUUAAGUUUUAUGAUACACUAACAAACUGCACUCAAUGUCUACCCAACAGAGAUCCCUCUACCGACUGCACCCAGUGCCUACCCAACAGAGAUCCCUCUAUCGACUGCACCCAGUGCCUACCCAACAGAGAUCCCUUUACCAACUGCACCCAGUGCCUACCCAACAGAGAUCCCUCUACCAACUGCACCCAGUGUCUACCCAACAGAGAUCCCUCUACCGACUGCACCCAGUGUCUACCCAACAGAGAUCCCUCUACCAACUGCACCCAGUGCCUACCCAACAGAGAUCCCUCUACCAACUGCACCCAGUGCCUACCCAACAGAGAUCCCUCGACCGACUGCACCCAGUGCCUACCCAACAGAGAUUCCUCUACUGACUGCACCCAGUGUCUACCCAACAGAGAUCCCUCUACCAACUGCACCCAGUGCCUACCAGGCUGGGACAUCACCUCAGACUGCACUAGUUGCCUACCCAACAGAGACCCAGUCACCAACUGCUCCCUCUGCCUACAACCAGACAGGUUCACUGAUACAGACUGCAGUGUGUGUGCUCUACCAGGAGGGGACCCAGCAACACUCUGUCAAACAUGCUUGGAUAACUUCAAUCCUACCUGCACUGAGUGUGUGGCUAACUACGAUCUGAACAUUAAAUGCUCAAGUUGCCUGUUAGGCUAUGAUAGUAACCGUGACUGUGCAGUGUGUUUAUCUGGACGAAACAUAUCCACAAGAUGUACGACCUGUCUGUCUGGAUUCACUGGCAGUAACUGUGAACCUGACUCUUCACUAAGUGUGGGAGUGGUGGGUGGUAUCGCUGGAGGAGUGGGUGGAGUUUUGCUGCUCAUCAUUCUAGUAAUGGCCGUGCUCCUCAUCCUACUUACAGUCCAUAUCAGAAAGAGUGGUAACCAAGACAUCAGUACUGCCACUACUACAGAUAGGGAAGUCAUAGAAAUGAACCAAAAUCCCGUGUACAGUAUGAGUACAACUGAAACACCAACUACGGACCACGAAGCUAACCACACCCACCAGCACGAGACUGUGGACACACCCAUUGAAAUGAAUCAGAACCCUGUGUACAGUGCAACCAAUGCUACUAAUAUUGAAGCUGACUACUAUGAGAACGAUGGUCUGGGCCCAACAAGAAAUGAGCAGCAACCGGAAUACGAUUAUAUUCAAGUGUGAGUCAACAUCAAACAACUUAUUAUUAUUAUAGCUAUUAUGCACACAGACACGAGAAUAAACAUGUGUAAUGUACAUUAAUUACCACUGUGAUUACUAUAUUGACUAUACUAGGGAAGAAGAUCAUUCAACAUGCAUGGGUAUGAGCUCCUCUGAUGGCUUGGAUUGAAGAUCUUAGGAGUGAGAACGCAUGGGAAUACUCUAGCGCUGCUAAUGACAAUAAUAACUAGUAGUUCAUAUUUACACAGACACAAGAAUAAGUAUAAUUUAUUUGACUGUGAAGUCAAACGUGACUAUCAUGGAUCACCUUAUAAACA